AUGAAGUUUUCCCAAUUCUUCGUUUUAUUCUUUGCCAUCUUCUUCAUCUCCCUCACUCUGGCAGCAGCGAUCCCAGCAUUAGAUAUCGAAGAAUUGGAUGAUCGAUAUCAACAGGAACAUCAGCUACAACUACCUCCUACUACUCCUACUUCAGAAGAAGAAACAGGGGAAGACAUGUUCACAGAGAUGGAAAUGUUAGAUAAUCUGUCAAAUGCACAGCGGAUGGCUCGUGGGUUACCAUUAAGAAAGCCUGGACAUCUAUUCAACGCGAGGUUGGGUCCGAGAGCACCUGCACCGUCCGGAGCAUAG
Kwoniella shivajii is the source of this 309-nucleotide messenger RNA. RefSeq lists its product as uncharacterized. Lineage: Eukaryota; Fungi; Basidiomycota; Tremellomycetes; Tremellales; Cryptococcaceae. Bases 1 to 309 code for a protein of 102 amino acids. The record is from RefSeq and is a predicted model, not a curated record. The transcript is spliced from 2 exons.